UUAUCGUUAUCUAAUAUAGCGAUGCCUAUUUCCUUUUCCCGCCUUGCGAUUGCACUGGGAAUAGCGUCUAUCAUCCUCCUCCCAUUCGCCUAUGCCUCCUCAGGCGACCGGAAUCCCACUUUCCAGCACUGCCUGAGGGGUUGCGCUGCCACCUAUUGCGAUCCCUCUCAGCCUCCUAUCGCCUUUUACCUCAGGCUCUUUGGAUGGACGUGUGCUGAAAAUUGCGCGUACCAUUGUUCACAUAGCUUUACCGAUAAAAUUGGCCCUGGCAGUCGGUAUCACCAAUUCUACGGGAAAUGGGCGUUCUACCGUUUGGGCCCUUUCCAAGAACCUUUCUCGAUUAUCAUGUCGCUUGGGAAUCUGUUGGUUAACCUUCAGGGGGUUUCCGCCGUGAGACGACGAAUUAGAUCGGAGAACAAGCUUCGAAAAUGGCUCGUCUCGUUGGGUUUUGUGCAGGUCAACACUUGGAUUUGGAGCGCAGUGUUCCAUGCAAGGGAUAAACCUUGGACGGAGCGCCUCGACUACUUCUCUGCAACCCUCACCAUCGCCUUCACCCUGCUCUACUCUAUUAUCCGUAUUCUCCACUUCCAGACACCCCUCUAUACAUCCCGCUUCCUUCUCCCUGCUUGCGUAGCCGUCGCUUUACUGGUCCUCAGCCAUUUCAAGUAUAUCCUCUCUUUUCCUCUGGGCCAAUUCCCGUACGGCUACCACACAAUGUUCAACCUCUGCCUCGGACUUAUCCAUAACUUGCUUUGGGUUCUCUGGUCAUUCUCUUUCCGUUUCCCUUACCCUACCCUCCGUUUCGGCCGCUUUCUUUCCCUCUCCUUCCCUUACCCAUAUCCGCCGCACAACCCAUAUAAAAAUCCGUCCCCCAAAGAAUCUUCCACGCCUGCCGUUCUUGUUGGGCUAACGACCCUCGCCAUGUCGCUCGAACUAUGGGAUUUCGCCCCUCUCUUCCGGGUGAUUGACGCACAUUCCUUGUGGCAUACAGCGACGAUCCCGCUGACGAUGGGGUGGUGGCAUUUUUUGAUGGCCGAUGCACUGGAACUGGAGGGUAGCUUGAUGGGUCAGGGAGGGAUGGGUGUUGGGUUGCUUGAGGAGCCUAUUGGACGCAGAAGAGGCGGAGGACCGUUGGAGAGAGAUGCGGACAUGCCAAUGACACCGACGUUUCAAGAGCUCGAUUCGGGUCGCGUGAAGUUGACGAGUUCUAGUCCGAGCCCGGGGACGAGGAUGCGUAUCAGUCCCAAGUCUUCAGAGUUCAAGUGAAAGGGAAGAAAAAGGUAUCCGUAUCCGGCAAAAAGGAGAGAUUGGAAGGAGAUUUUAUGAAGGAAGGGUGUCGUGGUGUGAGGAAUUUCCCACAAUUUCGGACCUUCGUUCUCAUGUACCGGCGCAUGGCAUUAUCACUCUCUGGACUAAUCAGAAAUCCACUAAGUUGUGUCUGUUGAAAUUGAAAUCGAGCAUUGAAUGCUGUGUUAACAAGAUGGGUUAGGAAGGUGGGCGCUUUGUCGCCACAAGUCCCUCCCUCCUCCUCUCGGUCCCGAUCCUUUGACGUUCACGAGUGAAAUGGCUAGAUGAGAUAUAUGAACUCAAUAAGAACUAUGCAG
Cryptococcus deneoformans JEC21 is the source of this 1604-nucleotide messenger RNA. RefSeq names its product manganese ion homeostasis-related protein, putative. The coding region runs from base 22 to 1266 and encodes 414 amino acids. Lineage: Eukaryota; Fungi; Basidiomycota; Tremellomycetes; Tremellales; Cryptococcaceae. The transcript has 3 exons. Gene Ontology annotation, cellular component: endoplasmic reticulum membrane. Gene Ontology annotation, biological process: GPI anchor biosynthetic process. The record is from RefSeq and is a predicted model, not a curated record. Gene Ontology annotation, molecular function: hydrolase activity, acting on ester bonds.